Molecule: messenger RNA, 414 nt
Organism: Porites lobata
Lineage: Eukaryota; Metazoa; Cnidaria; Anthozoa; Scleractinia; Poritidae
Source: the annotation of a GenBank genome assembly
AUGUGUCCAGCAGGGGUUGAUAUCCAUGGUCUAAUCAAACCCUCCUCUGCCAUCCUGAAUACCUAUGGAGGAGGUGUAAAGCCAGUGGGGCAAAUAGAAUUGGUCUGUGAAACUAAAGGAAAGUUUCACACUCUUCAGUUUCAGCUGUUAAAUAAGGACGUCAUGGGAUCACAGCCACCUCUUCUAAGUGGAUCUGAUUGUGUUAGAUUAGGCCUGGUUGAGAUAAGAGGAAACACCUGCUCCUUGGAUCGUAACAACCCAAAAGGGGGUGCCUCAGAAGUGUGCCAGCUUAACUCGGGACCUCUUCGCGGAAGAGUGGAGGAAAGUGGACCUCCUGAUCAGGAAUUCAGGCCCACCUCACUGAAUGGUAGUGCAACAGAAGAGAUUAAUCUGACUGAGGAAACCACCAGCACA